AUGACAUCUCCUGCACCUCCUACCCCUGUAAGCGAAUUUGAAGAUACAAUCCGGCAGUAUAUUCCAGAGGAGCUGAUUUCUCCGACUUGGAAAUGCCUCGGCGAAGACUUCUCUGUACAACUCCAGUCGCUCUUAGCCGACGAACAAUCUCAACUUGGAAUGGUCGAGUCCGCCGAAAGACUAGAGGACGAUAUCUGUUCCUACUUCGGCUUGCCAAGAAGAAAAUUCGAGGAUCCAUUCAAGAAACUCCCAUACGACUACAAAAACGCUGAUGAAAAGCCAUGCAUUUACAAAAGUGAUAUGUAUAAGAUGUUCAAUGCAAGUUACUGUUGCCCAUUUUCGAAUCCAUUGGUACCCCGAGCGGUCAAAAUGAUACUGAAUGUGUGUUGGAUAUUUUUUCAAAAAGGAGUCAGUGACAACGAAAUGAUUGUCUGCUCGUGUGGCCCGGAUUUUUCGGAAUUUGAGAUGCCUCCAUAUACGCUCCCUGAAACGCCGUCUGAAAAUGAUUUGGCGACUAUGAUAAAUGAAUGGAAAGUUAAAAACCGGAGUGAUAUCAAUGAAAUGGUCGAUUUCAUUGUGCAUUAUGUGGACGCAUUUCUCGAAACGUUUAAGGAGAAGAAAAAAUCAAUUGAGGAGUAUACUGUUGAUAUCAAACAAAUUAUUGAAUAUGUUGGGUUUGUUAUCGGCAAAGUUGCGAAGUUCGCCAGUGACAAUGAUAUCCACAUGCCACCGCUCCAUGCAAUGCAGAAGAAGAAGAAAGCAGUGAUCCGAGUCUUUCAAGUAGGAAAUAAGAAGUUUGUGAUGGCCGAGGAGUUGAGAAAAACUUGUGAGCAACAUAACAUUGAUAUUGGAAGAUUCAAAAAGGAAGUCAGUGGAAUGCAGGAACUGUCAACAUUGACGUAUGAUCAAGUGGCAAAUAAGAUAAAGGGCGUGGCCGAGAUUGUGACGAUUGAGAAGGAGCGUUUGCAGACGUUUGGCCAAACACCGAUACGAUAUGACGGAGGACACUGUAUCCUUUCCGUAGAUGCUCUUUAUGAACUUCUGUUGGAUAUGAUUGUGGUAAAGAAGGUUUUCCAGACAAAUGAAGAGAACCAACUCGAAAAGUUUUUCUUGUUGAUGGAAUUCUACUUCGAUGUGAGCAGAGGUGUCUAUUUUCUCUCAUUCGAAAACGUUGAAGUUAUCUGGACGAUGUGGGAGUAUUUCUACAGUCAUCAGAUGAAGAAAUCGAAUGGAAAGGUUAUCAAGAAAGCAAAAACCGCUGGUUUCUCCGUUGGCGAAUUGAAUGAGACACUCAAGUCCUUGGAACUGUGCUUCGAAGACAUUUCAAAGUAUGCUGAUCUCAUAUAUCCCAAGUUGGCUACUGUCGAGAACGGAUUAUCACUAUAUCAGCUUCACAUGGCAGUGAUCUAUUGUCAAAUCAACUGUUUCGCUCGGAAAGUUCCCAAGAUUUUGGAGUUUAUUCAUAAUCAAAACUCGUGCAACCGAAUGAAUAUCGUUGAAUGUCAGCAUUGUAGUGAUGAAGCGGCUGCCAAGAAGAUGGAGAAUUUGGAAAUCGGCGGGAAGAAGAAGAAUAAGAAGAAGAAGUGA
Caenorhabditis remanei is the source of this 1587-nucleotide messenger RNA. RefSeq lists its product as uncharacterized. The record is from RefSeq and is a predicted model, not a curated record. Gene Ontology annotation, biological process: innate immune response. NCBI's taxonomy places the organism in Eukaryota, Metazoa, Nematoda, Chromadorea, Rhabditida, Rhabditidae. Gene Ontology annotation, cellular component: membrane raft. Bases 1 to 1587 code for a protein of 528 amino acids. The transcript is spliced from 2 exons.